Molecule: messenger RNA, 369 nt
Organism: Pediculus humanus corporis (human body louse)
Lineage: Eukaryota; Metazoa; Arthropoda; Insecta; Psocodea; Pediculidae
Product: mitochondrial 50S ribosomal protein L34, putative
Exons: 2
Coding region: 1-369 (122 amino acids)
Biological process (GO): translation
Cellular component (GO): ribosome
Molecular function (GO): structural constituent of ribosome
Source: RefSeq, a predicted model, not a curated record
AUGGUUCAACGUUUGGUUUACAGGCGUAGGUUGUCUUACAAUACCAAAAGCAAUAGGAGAAGAGUUGUAAGAACCCCCGGAGGUAAACUUGUUUAUCAAUAUUUGAAAAAGCCAAAAAAGAUUCCAAGAUGUGGGCAGUGCAAAGAAAAAUUAAGAGGAAUUAUUCCAGCUCGCCCAAUGGAACGAUCUAGAAUGUGUCUGAGAAAGAAAACAGUUAAACGAGCCUAUGGUGGAGUUUUAUGCCAUAAAUGUGUUAAAGAAAGAAUAGUAAGAGCAUUUUUAUUGGAAGAACAUAAAAUAGUUGUAAAAGCAUUAAAAGCACAACAACAAUCAAUGAAAUCUGCUCCAGUUGUUAAAAAAGCUAAAUAA